AUGCAGCAGUCGGGCAUGGCCAACUCGGAGAGGAAAACCCUCAUCUACCGCGCAAGAGCUGGCCUCGGCAACCGCAUGCUCUCCUCGGUCUCGGCUCUGUUGCUAGCUAUGCUGACAGAUCGGGCUCUGUUGGUGGAGUGGCCCGAUGUUAACGUUCACGACGUCUUCUGCGAGCCGCCAGGCAUCGAUUGGGACUACAUCUUGUGGAGGGAGGAGAUGGAGGCAAAGGGUCUGGGUGGCUACAACACUUGGCUUCCGCACAGGCUCUGCCUCGUCGACGACAUCUGUCUCUACCCACCUGGAGACUCGACCGGAUCGCUGACAAUCAAUGGCGCUGCCGGCGAGACGCCGGUCUUGGCUGACCUCGUGUGUGGCGACAUCGAGCAGGCGCUCACUCACCAGCACGUCUUCCUCACCUCGACCCAGUACUUUGUGCCACUGCUCUUUGCCAACCCGGUCUACGCAGCUAAGCUCAAUGACUGGUUCCCCAACGGCCGCAUCGCGCACGCACUUUUGCACUACCUCUUUCAGCCGGUGGAUCCGGUCACGGCUGCCGUCGACGCCUUUGUCGCCGACGCCUUUGUUCCGGGCAACACUGUCGGGCUUCAGAUUCGCUCGGCACCCAUCUUUUACUUUAUGCCGGGCCUGUACUCGUCCAAGGACGACGCGGCAGCGUCGAUCACUGCAACGAUGGCCACCUGCGUCGACGAGGUCCUUCCCACCGCGUCUGAGCCGAUUGUGGCCGAUCCAGCCACCGCCAAGCUCAUGGUCGCCUCGAUGCACGCCGAUGCCAAGCGGUCGCUCGUGGACAAGUAUGGAGACCGAGUGGUACUCUACGGCGGCGCGACGGCCAAGGGCGACGACCUCUCGGUCGGGGACACCCGCGAGGCGCUGGUCGACAUCCUCCUCCUCGCGCGCACCGAUGCGCUCGUCGCCUCGCCGCUCUCGACCUUUGCGUACACCGCUGCCGCCAUCGGUCGCAUCAAACCCAUCAACAUCCACGUUGACGUCCCGUCACCUUGGAGCGACGACUCCAUUCUCGAGCCCAUCUGCCGGCUCCCGCCUGCCAACGAGCCGUUCCCGGAGCCGUGCCUCCACGCCAACACCUCGUUUGACAUGGCCAUCCCCAUGCCGACCUGCCCGCAAGCGCCACUCCCGGCCUUCCUCCUCCGCGCCCCCGGCCUCUGCUGA
Molecule: messenger RNA, 1191 nt
Organism: Thecamonas trahens ATCC 50062
Lineage: Eukaryota; Apusomonadida; Apusomonadidae
Product: fucosyltransferase 7
Exons: 2
Coding region: 1-1191 (396 amino acids)
Biological process (GO): cell wall biogenesis
Cellular component (GO): membrane
Molecular function (GO): galactoside 2-alpha-L-fucosyltransferase activity
Source: RefSeq, a predicted model, not a curated record